Naegleria fowleri is the source of this 1371-nucleotide messenger RNA. RefSeq lists its product as uncharacterized. The transcript has a single exon. The record is from RefSeq and is a predicted model, not a curated record. Lineage: Eukaryota; Heterolobosea; Eutetramitea; Acrasida; Naegleriidae. Bases 1 to 1371 code for a protein of 456 amino acids.
AUGUCUUUAAGUGAUUGGUGGAAGAAAGCUUCGUCCUCUCUCUUUCCGAAAUCUUCAUCCACAGAAGGUAGCUCUUUGGUCUCUCAUCCUCCGUCCUCCCCUCUUACUUCAAAACAAUCUUCGGAUUCAGUACAACCUUCGUCACCAACUCGCAAGCCCACCACUCGAAAUUUACUUUUCCAAGUCAUUCAAUAUUACUAUAGACAAUAUAAACCCACCGAUCAAACACUCACCCUAUGGAGAUCUGGAACUGUAAAAUACAUGAUCAAACCUGGAAGUUAUUUGGCCCUUGGUGUGGUGGGUGUUUGGCUUUCCGAUGAGAUUUAUAGAAAACUUAAAGUUGAAAAAGAGGCUCCUUCGAUCUUUGGAAAGCAAGAAAAGAUUAAACCUCAUACUUUAAUUUAUGAAACGGAUUGGUUAUUAACAGAUUCAAUGAUUAUUGAUGAAGAGGAUGAAAAUCAACGAAAGCGAAAAAAGAAUGUCAUUCGAGAAUAUUUCUUUGGUUCGGACUCUAAAAAAAAUCAACAGUCGCAUAGUCAAAAUCAUACCAAUGAACAACACGAACACGAGUUGAAAAAAUUCUAUGCCAAGUGGGAUUAUCCGAAUAUUUUGCAAAAUCAAAAGCAAGAAGAAAUCGGUAGUAUUGGUCGAGGUGACAAAAUUAUUCAUCAUGUCCACAUUGAAAAGUUUCACCCGUACAGCAAUGUUCGAAAAGGCUACUGGUCAACACUCCUUGAAUAUGCCAUUGUGCAUAAUGCUGUAGAAAACGGCUCUGUCUCUUUGAGGCUAAUUAAGGAACAACGAGAGACAUUUGCGGCCUACGUUUGGAGAAAGUUAUUCACAAACCGAGAAUUUGAAGCCUGGAAAAACACAAAAUACUGGUUACACAAUCCAUGGAAUCUAAAUGAAAUUUAUCUUGAUUUGCAGCAAGAUACAGAGAUCACCAUAAACAAUUUAAAGAACUACUUGGAACAUAACAUUUCAGAGGCGUCCGUUCGACAAGUAAUUUUGGCCACCCUAAAUUCUGACACCACUCUUUCUCCAGAAACUUUAAAAGAGAAUUAUUAUUUAUAUGUGAGUGAUGAGGCAUUCAACGAGUUUAAGAAGAGUGGAACAACAAAAUCAACAAUCCGAGUGACAGAACGCUCAGCAAAAAUUGGAGAUGUUCUGUUUUGUGUGGGAUCUCGAUCUCAAAAUGCGCAAAGUCACGUCCCUGAUGUCUCCUCCAUCCGGUUUGUCACUCAUAAACCUGAGCCUAAAUAUAUUGAGGAUUUUGUACAGAAAGAGAAGAAGAAUCAUUCACCGAUAUGGUGGAGAGCAUUGGUUAUUACUAGUUCUUUAGGAUUUGCCAUUGCUUCUGUGAUUGGAUGA